Messenger RNA from Camellia sinensis, 4101 nucleotides. Its product is annotated as splicing factor-like protein 1. Gene Ontology annotation, cellular component: nucleus. Gene Ontology annotation, biological process: regulation of mRNA splicing, via spliceosome. NCBI's taxonomy places the organism in Eukaryota, Viridiplantae, Streptophyta, Magnoliopsida, Ericales, Theaceae. The record is from RefSeq and is a predicted model, not a curated record. Gene Ontology annotation, molecular function: mRNA binding; zinc ion binding.
CUUCCUCAACAAGAUCUUCGAACCUUUGUCACCCUUGUGUUGUGUUUAGGGUUUUUAUGAGUCUACCCUAAACAUCGCAGGAGCUUGUGGAUUCUCUUGAAUCAUAUCUCAUGGAAUCGCAAUCCCAAUUCGAACCUCCCUCGCAAAACCCACUUCAAAACUCGCCCGAAACCCUAGUUUCGUAUAACCAAAAUUCCUACGAUCAACAAACCCUAGAUUCGUAUGGGCAAAGAAAAUCAGAAGCCCUAGAGAAAUCACUGGAUUCGAAUGACCAUACUCGAGAGAUUUUAGGUUCAGAUUAUCAGAAUCAGAAUUUGAUGCCGAAAACCCUGGGUUCGGAUGCAAGUUCUGCUCAAGCCCUAGCUCCUGAUAAUCAAAAGCUUGAAAACGGGUGUGUUGGGGGUACUCAGAUUGAUAAUUCCUCGAAACCUGAAAUUCACAAGACAUUGUUGUCUGAAAAUGGUUUAACCAACACACACAGUGGCACAGACAGAGACUACUCAGGAGGGGAAGAGGAAACAACCAGUAGGCGUACGCGGCGAAGCCGGUGGGAUCCUCCUCCGAGCGAAUCAAACGAAGGGGCUGGCAGCGACGGCGGUGGGACUGGCAGGAAGAGGAAGUCCCGGUGGGCUGACGAUGAUCCGAAGCCGGUAAUUCAGCUUCCUGAUUUCAUGAAAGAUUUCACUGGAGGUAUUGAGUUUGACCCUGAAAUUCAAUCACUUAAUAGUAGGCUUCUUGAGAUUAGUAGAAAAUUGCAAUCUGGGUUACCUUUAGAUGACCGGCCUGAAGGUGCUCGGUCACCUUCGCCCGAACCCGUAUAUGAUAACAUGGGAAUACGAAUUAACACUAGGGAAUAUCGUGCCCGUGAAAGAUUGAAUAGAGAGAGACAAGAAAUUAUUUCACAAAUAAUUAAAAAGAACCCUGCAUUUAAGCCCCCAGCUGAUUACCGGCCUCCGAAACUUCAUAAGAAACUUUACAUACCAAUGAAAGAAUACCCGGGUUAUAAUUUUAUAGGACUUAUUAUUGGGCCUAGGGGGAAUACACAGAAGAGAAUGGAAAGAGAGACUGGAGCAAAAAUUGUGAUCCGGGGUAAAGGGUCGGUGAAAGAAGGUAGGUUGCAACAAAAGAAGGAUUUGAAACCAGACCCUUCAGAGAAUGAGGAUUUACAUGUCUUGGUGGAAGCUGAGACACAGGAAUCCCUCGAAGCUGCAGCAGGCAUGGUGGAGAAGCUCUUACAGCCCGUUGAUGAAGUUCUCAAUGAGCACAAGAGGCAACAGCUCAGGGAACUUGCUGCUUUGAACGGAACUAUAAGAGAUGAGGAGUAUUGUAGAUUAUGUGGUGAGCCAGGCCACAGACAAUUUGCUUGUCCUUCUCGUUUUUCAACUUUCAAGAGUGAUGUUCUUUGUAAAAUAUGUGGUGAUGGUGGACACCCAACUAUUGAUUGUCCGGUGAAAGGAACAACUGGAAAGAAAAUGGAUGAUGAAUAUCAGAACUUUUUGGCAGAGCUAGGAGGAACGAUCCCUGAUUCUGUAACCAAACAAAGCUCUGCAACACUGGCCCUUGGUUCGGGCAGCUCAGGAAGCAAUCCUCCUUGGGCAAGUGGUAACAGUGCUGGAGGUGUUGGUGGGACAACUCAGGCAGGCUUAGGGGCCAACGGAAUUAAGCCUGCAAAGGAAUAUGAUGAUACAAAUUUAUACAUCGGCUACUUGCCACCUACUCUUGACGAUGGUGGUUUGAUCAGAUUGUUUUCACCUUAUGGUGAUAUAGUGGUGGCGAAGGUUAUUAAGGACCGAGUUACGGGAUUGAGCAAGGGUUAUGGUUUUGUGAAGUAUUCUGAUAUGCAACAGGCCAUUAAUGCUAUUACUAGUAUGAAUGGUCAUCAUCUAGAUGGAAGAACGAUAGCUGUGAGAGUUGCUGGUAAGCCCCCCCAGCCUGCUGUCCUUCCGGGCCCUCCCACUCCGGUUUUGCCUAUUCAUCCUGCUCCCAACCAGGCUGUUGGUGCCUAUCCAUCACAGCAGUUUACGCAAGGUGGUUCCAUUGGAAAUACACCUCCUGGGAGUUAUGCUGUCUCUCCAGUUCCAUGGGGACCACCUGUACCUCCUCCUUAUGCUCCUUACCCUCCUCCUCCAGGCUCAACCAUGUAUACUCCUGUCCCUGGUCAACCUGUGCCUCCUUAUGGAGUACAGUAUCCUCCAACAAUGACAGUUUCUUCUGGUGCCCCAUCACAGACUCUGCCUUCUAGUGCAGCACAACAAAAUUACCCACCUGGAAUUCAAUCUCAAAGUACCACACCUGUUCAAACUGCUCCUGCCAAUAUCUAUGGGAACUCUGUAGCUGUGGUGCCCCCAACUGUUCAACCUGUGUACCCAACUUCUUUUGGUUACCCAUCUUACUAUGGUGUAACCCCUCAACAACCACCUCCUCCUCCUGUCUCUCAACCAGUAGUGGACCAUUCACAGAAAAUUGGAAAUGUGCCCUGGGCCACAAAUCCUCCUAUGCCUCCUCCUGUUUCAUUUGAUGAGAAGGCAACCUAUGGUACAGAUGCAGAGUAUGAGAAAUUCAUGGCCGAGAUGAAAUAGUGUGGCUUUGUCAGUACCACAUCUGGGUUUACAGUGAUCAAGUAGGGUCAAUUUCUGCACCAGCGAUCCCCACAUUACAGGUCAACUUGUAACAUCCUCAAUUUAUGAGAUAUUUAAUAUUUUACAAUUUGUGAGAUCCAACUGUUUUGGCUGCUUCAAUUUCUUUUUCUUGUUUUUAAAUGUCCGAUUUCCUUUGUAUAUUUGAUAGUGUUUUGGUGUUUCCUUGCACGCAUAAACGUCACAUAGCGUACCAUCUGGAGCUGAUUGGAGCAAGAACUGCUGUAUGUUGUAGGAUUUUGUGUAGGGUUUUUUCUACAAAACAAUUGAACUUAGGUUGAUGAUGUCUUCUGUGAUUUACUGAAUAAUUUCUCUUUUAACUUUUUUGCCAUCAACUCUUGAAAAGAAACAUCAAAAUUUAUUUCAAGAUAUAGAUCGAUGAAAGGAAAAUAUUUCAAAUUAGAGAGAAGAAUGGAGGGAGGGCAAUAGAUUUGCAUUUACACCCGUAUGAGGUUAAACUUCAGAAUUUUUAUUUUAAAGACAUGAAAUCUGUCCUUUUGUUUUCCACAUGUACUACCUUCUCAUACCUAUAAAUUGUUGCUGUAAAAAUAAUGUAGUUUUUGUUUGUUCUUGAGCUUGUGAGGUCAGCAAAUUCAGAUCCUGUUUGAUCAAAAUGAAGAUUUCUUCUCUCUCUCUCUCCCUCUCUAUAUAUAUAUGUGUGUGUGUGUGUGUGCGCGCGCGCGCGCGUUGUAACCUUUCUUAUUAGUGUGAAAACUGUUGCAGUCGCAGAUUUAGCCCUAGUUUUUGGGGGAACUAUGUAGACUUUGUUUUCUUUUUGUGUGUGCGUGAUUUAUCAUUUUUGUGCGUUUGUUCUUCUUUCUGUUUCUCUUUUAACUUUUUUGCCAUCAACUCUUGAAAAGAAACAUCAAAAUUUAUUUCAAGAUAUAGAUCGAUGAAAGGAAAAAAUUUCAAAUUAGAGAGAAGAAUGGAGGGAGGGCAAUAGAUUUGCAUUUACGCCCAUAUGAGGUUAAACAUCAGAAUUUUUAUUUUAAAGACACCAAAUCUGUCCUUUUGCUUUCCACGUGUACUACCUUCUCAUUCCUAUAAAUUGUAGCUGUAAAAGUAAUGUAGUUUUUGUUUGUUCUUGAGCUUGUGAGGUCAGCAAAUUCAGAUCCUGUUUGAUCAAAAUGAAGAUUUCUACUCUCUCUCUCUCUCUCUCUAUAUAUAUAUAUAUAUUGUGUGUGCGUGUGCGUGUGUGCGCGCGCACUACCUUUCUUAUCAGUGUGAAAACUGCAGCAGUUGCGGAUUUAGCCCUAGUUUUUGGGGGAACUAUGUAAACUUUGUUUUCUUUUUGUGUGCAUGUGAUUUAUCAUUUUUGUGCGUUUGUUCUUCUUUGUUUUUCGUGUCUUACCAAUCCUGUUUAGGUGUUACGGAUUCUUAACAUUUUUCCCUGCAGCUAUCUGCACACAAGGAUUUAUGAUAAAAAGAAGUGUGGAAUGUAUGUGGAUAUAGAAUAUUCCUUUUG